Molecule: messenger RNA, 1257 nt
Organism: Labeo rohita (rohu)
Lineage: Eukaryota; Metazoa; Chordata; Actinopteri; Cypriniformes; Cyprinidae
Gene: bnip1b
Product: BCL2 interacting protein 1b
Exons: 6
Coding region: 44-730 (228 amino acids)
Biological process (GO): retrograde vesicle-mediated transport, Golgi to endoplasmic reticulum
Cellular component (GO): endoplasmic reticulum; SNARE complex
Molecular function (GO): SNAP receptor activity
Source: RefSeq, a predicted model, not a curated record
GCGCUGAAGUUUGGACGUUCUGACGUGUCGUAUAACAACAAACAUGGCGUCCUCCUCUGAUGUACAUGUCCGAAUAUGUGGCCAAGAGAUUAUCAAAUAUGAUCUGGAAAUCAAAGCUCUUAUCCAGGACAUAAGAGAGUGCUGUGGACCACAGGCAGUGCUUAUGGAUUUGAACUCUACAGUGAAGGAAAAGUUCAAUCAGUUAAGACAAAGGAUUCAGGACAUGGAACAGAUGGCAAAAGAACAAGACCGAGAGACUGAUAAGCAAGCUAUCCUGAGUGAAAUGGAAGGCCAUCGGAAGCAGAUGUUGAGUAACCAGAUGGCGUGGAGGAAAGCAAAUCUGGCCUGCAAGCAGGCCAUUGACAACCUGGAGAAGGACGAACUGCUUCAAGGUGGUGAUUUAGUUAGGCAAAGGAAGGCGACUAAAGAGAGUUUGGUGCAGACCUCCAGUGACAUCACAGAGAGUCUGAUGAGCAUCAGCCGUAUGAUGGCACAGCAGGUGCAGCAGAGCGAGGAGACCAUCGGAUCUCUGGCUUCAUCCUCAAGGACUGUGCAAGAGACAAAUGAAGAGUUUAAGGCCAUGACGGGAACCAUUCACUUGGGGCGAAAACUUAUCCUGAAAUAUAAUCGCCGUGAACUGACCGACAAACUGCUGAUCUUUUUAGCUCUCGCUCUGUUUCUGGCUACAGUGCUCUACAUCCUGAAAAAGAGACUCUUCCCCUUCAUUUAGUGGAAAAAAGAACUGUGUCAGCUUAACACUGCUUUCCAGAAAUCAUUCUGUGAAUGUUAUGACCCAAAUGAGACACGCAGUUCUUAAACCAGUAGUUCUUUCAAAAUGAGAAUUUUGUCAUCAUUUACUCUCCAUAAAGUGAGAGCAAAUGAUGACAAGCUUCAGAAUUCUCUGGGGACACAAUAAGGAAGAAUACUGAAGUGCUAUUACAAAAUCUUAAUUAUCAGGAUCACUAAACAGCUAUUCAGGAAGGAAUGAAAUGCACUUUGCUGUCUUAUACAUUUUGCUACAUUAAUCUUACUGAUUGCAUUUGCAUAUUCUGUCGUGUAUUUUAUAAUCAGUGUAGUUGUUUGUACAAUAAUAAAAUGUUUUUCGUUCUCAGGUUAGUACAGUAAUAUUCCAAUAACCUGAUGGACAAUGUCUGCUUAAAAUUUAAAACAACCUUAAAGAUGUUUGUGCCUUAUGAACUACUGUAAUAAUAAAUAAUAGUGGCUCAGUAUGCUUCAUAUACACUACAGAUCAAAAGA